UUUGGGCGCCGCGGGCGGCCCAAGGCGGCCAGAGAGCGGCCGGCGGCCGGUGGCGGGCCGCUCGGGACGCGGGGGCCGCGGCUAAUUGGCGGGCGCGGGUCAUCGGCGGCGACGCAAGAACAAUGAACUCCGCCAUUCGCCAAGUGUUUCGGCUUGGGUGCCUCACCGCCUGCCUCGCCGUUCGAUAUCCCGUCCACCCUCGGUUAUCACACUCAUUAGCCGAUAAGUCGGCAAUUACGGCGGCCCGUGGGCCGCCGCCGCCCUCGAUGGCGACUACGUACCUUUAAAUCGCGUUUUUCGUCCUUCUUUCUACAUCUAAGCGCUUGUUUUAUGCACAAAUAACAAGAACUUUCUACCUUUCCACAUAAUAUCGGUGCGAGCGAAUCGUGGAAAAUACUCAAACUCGGGCACAAAGCCGCGCUCCCAUUGGUCCGCUCGUGAGCGCACAUUCGUGCUUGUCACGAAACGCCGACCAAUCACGGGCCGCGUUACAUCGCGUCGGCCACAAAUGUGGAUGCCGUCGCGGCCAAUCAGCGCGAAGCAUUUUCGUGCACGCCGAAUUCAGCCGAAUUUCGCAGCCGAAUUCGAAUCGGCGCCGCCAAAAUGCUUCGAAACGCGGCGCCCGUGAAAUUCCGGUCCGCUUGCUCACCUUUUUCCACGCGGAGAUGGCGUAGUUCCUGAGAAAUCCGGCCGCUUUUGCAUCACCGGACAGCCGCCAUAUUAUGUAAUUGCUAGUCAUAAUAAGUCUUAAUUAAUUUCAUGUCAUCCUAGCCGGUCGCGACUCGCCCGAUGCCUCCAUCCGCCGCCUCUAAAAAUCAAAUUUUAGCUCGAGCACAAUUUUCCGCUGCUGUGCGUGCGCGUAAAACACUCACUUUUCACUCCGAGUGCGAAUUUUGGUAAUUUUUAUGACCUUCUUACUCGAGUUGUACUCUAAUUACCGCCAGAGGUCUCUGCGGCGCCAAAACAAAAAAAAUUCACGCGAAGGCGUCAAACUUUUAAAAUCCGCCACCCCUUCCGGCACUUGUCGCCAAUUUCAAUCGUCUGAUCAUGUAAAAUGCCGCGACUUUCCACCGCUUUCGCGCAAUUCAUUGUGCACAUUUGCUUCUCGUGGGGUCUGCUGACCCUGUACGCCUUACCUUUCCACGGAAGUGGCAAAAGCCAGCGCCACUUGCCGGUCUUCUAUGCCUUUGUCAUUGGCUACAUUUCUUCGUUCGUCGGAUUUUUGAGAUAUGCCCACCCAUGGAUGGAGAUUCGUCUGCAGAACGUGGACGCAAAACUAGCGUCGAUGACCCAGUCACUCUUCCCAGCCCUGGUCACCUCUGAACUCGUGCUUAAGCAUUGGCCUUGCGCCCUGUUGCUGCAGGACCAUCUGAUAAGACUGACCUUGCACUUUCUCCUCCUGAUGGCUUCGUUCUGGCUCUACGAAAGCCAGUCCUCGCAAAGACUUUGGCCCAUUCUCAUGGUCGAGAAGGAAACGGUCACCACCAGAAAAAUAUUUGUUGCUCUGGCCCUCGCCGACUCGAUCGUGGCGCAAAAUUUUGACGGAAUCGUCGGCUCGUUGUUCAUGAUGCUGGGCAACCUUUUCGUCGGAACCGUGGGCCUUUUUUUCGAGGUGCCGUCGAGAGACUUUCAUUCCUACCUCCAGUGCUUUUGUAAUUAUCACAUUCUCCAAGCAGUCGUCGAGUGAUUUCAAUCAAGACUAACUACAUUGUAAACCACACUUUAAAUUAUUCCAUUUCACUAAAUAAUAUGUAAACCACUCAUCGAAGUACUGAGUACAAAUUAAGAACAAUAUUCCAUUUUUUAAAUGUAAUUUGCCUCAUCAUUAUAACUGCUGCUUUUAAAUUGUUGCAAGUAGAACUGAAUUUUAAAAUUCAUGCGAAAAUUUGAUGUGAGCUCUUUAACACUUGUAAUUUAUUAUUUUGUUGAAUAUUUUAACUUUUAAUUAAAACAUCUGUAGAAUAUG
Messenger RNA from Neocloeon triangulifer, 1966 nucleotides. RefSeq lists its product as uncharacterized. The transcript is spliced from 3 exons. Bases 1055 to 1687 code for a protein of 210 amino acids. NCBI's taxonomy places the organism in Eukaryota, Metazoa, Arthropoda, Insecta, Ephemeroptera, Baetidae. The record is from RefSeq and is a predicted model, not a curated record.